AUGAAGCCCGUCGCGCUCCUCGCCGCACUGGGCAUCGCGGCCCUCGGCCCCCUCACGGGCGCGCAGGCCUCCACCGACGCCGCUACCGAGUGGAAGUUCCCCAUCGACCCGCUGUGGUCGUGGCCGACGGUGGAGGAGAACAACGCUGCCCCGCCGAGCCUCGAGCGCCGCGGUGGUGACUAUGGCCAUGGCAAGGGCCACGGCAAGGGCAAGGGCAAGGAAAAGCACGGUAAAGGCAAGGGCAAUGGCCACGGCAAGUGCAAGCCCAAGCCUGAGAAGCCGGUCAACACCACUUGUUUCCGGUACUACAAGGACUGCACCAAGGACGCCCUCACCACUUCCCUCCCGGACAUCGACUACGACUUUGGCGAGAUGUACUCUGGCAACAUUGCCAUCAACCCCUCCAAGCCCAACGACACGCUCUUCUACGUCUUCAAGCCCAAGGACGGCGCCCCGGUCGACGAGUUGACAAUCUGGCUGACUGGCGGACCGGGCUGCUCGUCCCUGUUCGGCUUCAUGCGCGAGAUUGGCCCCAUCAUGUGGGCCGAGGGCCAGAUCAAGGCCCGCGAAAACCCGUAUGCCUGGAGCAAGUUGACCAACGUGCUAUUCGUCGACCAGCCCGUCGGCACCGGUUUCUCGACCGGCACGCCCACUGCCAAGUCGUCGGCCGACGUCGCGGUCCAGUUCGCCGACUGGUUCAAGGAGUUCCAGAACAAGUUUGGAAUCAAGAACUACAGGAUUUUCGUCACAGGCGAGAGCUACGGUGGACGCUGGGUGCCCUACAUCUCUGCCGAGUUCCUCAACCGCGCGGACAAAGCCACAUACGACCUCAAGGGCAGCCUCAUCUAUUCUGCCUCCAUUGGCGACGAACUCUCGCAGCAAGACAACCUUCCCGCGCUACCCUUUGCCAAGCGCAAGCGCGACUACUAUGCGUUCCCGGACGAGAAGAUUGCCUCGCUCCAGGCGCAGGCAGACCGAUGUGGCUUUACUGCGUGGUUCGACAAGUACAUGACCUUCCCGCCCCCGGGUCCCCAGCCCGUGGGAGAAGGGCUCAACCAGGCCUGCUAUCUGUCUGGCGAGGUCAUGUUUUCGGCCGUCAAGCGAAACGUCUGCUUUGAUCAAAACAACAUUAACCGCCAGUGCCCUGUGCCAGACGACGAGGUCUUUGGCCUCUUUGGCAACAACUUUGUGCCGGGCAGCUACAUUGGCAAGACGCUCUACUUUGAGCGGCCCGAAGUGGUCAAGGCACUGCAUGCGCCGACGUCAAAGCGGUUCACCAUGUGUACCCGAGGCGUGCUGGUCGGUGCCGAUGACGCCUGGCGAAAUGACGAGUCGCUUCCCCCGACCCAGCACGUCCUCCCGCAGGUCAUCGACGCGACGCAGCGCGUCAUCAUGAUUAACGGCGACCUCGACGGCAACAUCCCGCCUGAAGGCACGCUCCUCGCCAUCCAGAACAUGACGUGGGGCGGCCAGCUCGGCCUGCAGUCCAAGCCGGCCGACACAUUCUUCGUGCAGAUGAUGGAGAGGCAGUUUAUCGACCUCACCUUUUCCAUCGGAUUCCCCCCACCCGCGCCGUUCUUCGGCGGCCAGGGCCCGAUGGGCACGUACACAAAGGAGCGCGGCCUCGUGUGGGUCCACCAGCUGCAGGCGGGCCACUCGGUACCCGAGCAGCAGGGCCGCGCAUCCGUCAUGCACCUCGAGUGGCUCCUCGGCCACCGCGAGGGCUUUGGCCCCAACGACCAGACGGCUUAUACCGACGGCGACACGCGCCCCGGGGCGCGGUUUGACUAG
This is a messenger RNA of Vanrija pseudolonga, 1791 nucleotides long. Its product is annotated as Serine-type carboxypeptidase F. Gene Ontology annotation, molecular function: serine-type carboxypeptidase activity. Gene Ontology annotation, biological process: proteolysis. The transcript has 4 exons. The record is from RefSeq and is a predicted model, not a curated record. NCBI's taxonomy places the organism in Eukaryota, Fungi, Basidiomycota, Tremellomycetes, Trichosporonales, Trichosporonaceae. Bases 1 to 1791 code for a protein of 596 amino acids.